Molecule: messenger RNA, 2703 nt
Organism: Diaporthe citri
Lineage: Eukaryota; Fungi; Ascomycota; Sordariomycetes; Diaporthales; Diaporthaceae
Exons: 3
Coding region: 1-2703 (900 amino acids)
Biological process (GO): intracellular potassium ion homeostasis; potassium ion import across plasma membrane
Cellular component (GO): plasma membrane
Molecular function (GO): high-affinity potassium ion transmembrane transporter activity
Source: RefSeq, a predicted model, not a curated record
AUGGUUUCGCCAGUCUUCAGCAUAUUCUGGGAUCAGCUCAAAUCCCUUAAGCCAUCCUUUGUCUCCAAGAAGCCCCAUUUCAACUUCAUUACUGUUCAUUACUUCUGGGUCAUAGGACUGUCCAUUCUGGCGUCUGUGGUCAUCUAUGGCACUGCCGCAGGGGAACUCGCAUAUAUAGAUGCCUUGUUCUUUGCCGUCGGUGCAAACACACAGGCGGGAUUGAACCCGGUUGAUGUGAACAAGCUGAAUACGUGCCAGCAAGUCAUCAUCACCCUGUGUUCCAUGGCCUCGAGCCCCAUCACCAUCAACUCCUUUGUCGUAUUCCUACGCCUCUUCUGGUUCGAAAAGAAAUUCCAGAACAUUGUGCGCGAGGCGCGCAACCGCAGGACUACCAUCUCAAAGUCCAAGUCUACGGCACAGCCAGAGCAGACUCGGCCGCAGAACGGCGUUAAUGGCCGCCACAUAACGGUUAUGCACAAUGGCAACCCAACGAGGAUGACCAACGACGGGAUCGUGUUAGAUAAUGCGGGUGACAAGCCCUCGAAUGGUAGCAGUUCGGGCGUCAGUCCUCACGGGACGCCCCCCGAGCAGGAUCCCGGUCCAGCGGUGACUGAGAGUCCGGGCCCAGGCAUUCGGUUUGCAGGAACCGUGAAGAGAAGUGAUGGUGUCGAGGACGACCAGCUCAAGUUCCCGCGCAAACGAACCGACGAGGAGCACAUUGCUAUCCUGGAACGCCAGCGCAACAACAACAAUGACGAGAUCCUUCGUAUACCGGGACCGAUGGAUGUUGAGAGGGGACUACGCCCGAGCAGGAUCGAGGAGGACUCCGACGAACCACCAGAGCCCGUCUCCCCAGGGGCGCGGGCCAGCAGUGCGGGUGAUGCGGACAGGUCGGAGCGCCCUAAGGGGAUCACGAUCCAGGAACCAGCUGCAAAGGAACCGAGGCACAACAGCACGAUGGACGACAUAAACGACGAUGCGAGGGCUUUCAUAAACGUGCUCACCCCAUUUAGACUCCGCAAGCCCCGUUUCUUUAACAACGGUGACGACAAGCUCCACCACGAGCAGGACGCACCGUUCUCGCGGAUAAAGAGGCGCCAGACUCUCGACACGAUCAGGAACGCCCUCACCAGAGACAAGGACCAAGACGAAGCGCCGUACCUGAGCUGGCAGCCCACGCUGGGACGGAACUCGCAGUUCCAUGACCUGACCGAAGACCAGAGGGAGGAGCUGGGCGGCAUCGAGUACAGGUCCCUCAAGACCCUGUCGUUAAUACUUACUGUGUACUUCUGGGGAUUUUGGAUCCUGGCGGUAGUGUGCCUCACCCCAUGGAUUAUCAACUCAUCUUAUGGCUCCAUCGUGGAUGAUGCCGGUCAGUCAAGGCCAUGGUGGGGCAUCUUCAUGGGCAGCUCUGCCUUCAUGGACCUGGGCUUCACCUUGACUCCCGACAGCAUGAUCUCCUUCAACACGGCUGUCUUCCCGCUCUUGGUCAUGAGCUUCUUCAUCGUCAUUGGGAAUACGGGGUUCCCCGUGAUGCUUCGUUUCAUCAUCUGGGUCACGAAUCUCUGGGUACCUCGACACUCCGGCUUAUGGGAAGAGCUUCGGUUCCUGUUGGACCAUCCGCGUCGAUGCUUCACUUUGCUGUUUCCCGCGGCGGCGACGUGGUGGCUCUUCUGGCUACUCGUCAUCCUGAACGGGAUCGACUUGAUCUUUUUUAUUAUACUAGAUCUCGGCACUGGACCGAUCGUCAAGUUGUCUCCCGGAAUCAAGCUCCUAGACGGGCUCUUCCAAGCAGCAUCGACGCGGACGGCAGGGUUCGCAUGCGUUAAUCUCGCUGAUUUACACCCCGCUGUCCAGACGUCCUACCUCAUUAUGAUGUAUAUCUCCGUCUUUCCCAUUGCCAUCUCGGUCCGUCGCACCAACGUCUACGAGGAGAAGUCCCUUGGUAUCUACCAGGACUUGUCCGGCGAGGAUGACGAGGGUGCGCUAUCGAGCUCCUUCAGCUACGUCGGCGCCCAUCUGCGGCGUCAGCUUUCCUUCGACUUGUGGUUCAUCUUUAUCGGCUUCUUCAUCCUGUCGAUAUCGGAGGGCAAUCGCCUGUCGAAAAAUGACUUCUCCAUGUUCGCCGUCCUCUUCGAGAUUGUGAGCGCGUACGGCACAGUCGGCCUGAGCCUAGGGUACACCGGUGUUAAUACCUCGCUGUCUUCUCAGUUCACCGUCGUGGGGAAGCUGGUCAUCAUCGCGAUGCAGAUCCGAGGCCGCCACCGUGGCCUGCCGUACGGCCUCGACCGCGCCGUCCUCCUCCCCAGCGAGUCCCGGUUCCGUAACGAGGCCGAGGAGCCGGCUCUGACGGGCGUGAGGACGCGGACGAUGCCCAGGAGGGGCUCGGCCGUGUCGGUGGCGACGGAUGGCAGGAGCCUCAACCGUGGGCGUACCAAGAGCAUGGACAACCGGGUCGACCGCGUCAACUCCAACGUACUCUCCCAGUUGCUGCAGAUUGGCCCCCCGAUACCACACCAUGACACGAGUCUUAGGAGGGUGACGUCUGACCCGACCGUGGACGAACAGGGACCCACCCUCGGGCCGGCUUUCGAUCCGUAUAUGAGCAUGCCACGCCGGUCAGAGACGUACUCUACAUCGAGGCGUUCGGUCAACAACGCGACGUUAGCAAGAGAAAGAGACAGGGACAGGGAGGAGGUCUAA